AUGAACCAACUGGGAAACCAAACCGGUUUGCAGCUCAGUUUUCAGUUCGUGCCAGGGCGACUGGGUGUGCUCCCUGCUCCUAUAGCGACACAGUCAUCGUCACACCACUGCUGCCUCCCGGGGCGCACGGGUGCCGUGUUGAGAGGCAUCGCCCGGGCUGCUUGCCAGGAAGCCCGUCACCACCUCUGUGCCUGCGCCUGCCCCCCAACUGGGCUGGGGACCUGGGGGAAGAGGGCUGCAGAGGAAGCUCUUGGAGUCCAUGGGCUUCAAUGUGGCAUCCGUAGCCGGAUCCUGAGGGCACCCUGUCUCCAGGGCAGCUCGGCUCCUUCCAACCCAGAGCAGGAGCCAAGCCUUGUUUGGAAAACGGUCCCUGGUUAUGGGAUGCCUGGGGGUGGUGGUGGAAAUGGGCCUUCCAAGGCUGAGGAGGAACUGGAGAUGCGGAUGCUGGAGAAAGAGCCUGGCUGUCCUCUUUUUGGGGAGAAGAGAGACGGCCAGGCCCGGAAAGAAUCGGGGUGCCAGGCUUUGGUUGCUGCUGAGGAGAUAUUCGGCUACAGAACCCGGGGCUUCUGGAAGGCCCUGUGCCUGGCCGGGUACGUCCUCUCCUGCGGAGCCCUCUGGCUGGUGUUCUACUGGAAGCCGGAGUGGGGCGUCUGGGCGACCUGCCAGCCGUGCGACCUGGAGGAAGCCGACACCGUCCUGCUACGAACAACGGAUGAAUUUCAGAAAUGCACCAAGAAGAAGGUGAUCCUGCUCGACCUGUCGAAGGUCCUGGAGAGUGAAAAGCUGGACCACCUCUUCAGUGCCGACCACGAAUCCGUCAUCACCAGAGCCAUCAGGAAGCCUGACUUGAAAGUGAGGUACAUCCAGGCACAGAAAAUCCGCUACGUCUGGGACAUCCUUGGGAAAGAGUUUGUCAGAGUCGGGUCGCUUGAGGACAGCAACACCUGUUCUGACAUUCACCGCAAAUUCGGAGAUGGGCUGACGAGGAAAGAGAAGGACCUCAGGAAGGUGGUAUGUGGACCGAACACCAUUGAAAUCGAGAUCCGCCCCAUCUGGAAAUUGCUUUUCAAGGAGAUUCUGAACCCUUUUUAUGUGUUCCAAUCCGUCAAACUGCACAACCUGGUGGAGGAGCACAACAGGGUCGAGGUCACAGCCUGGACUAAGCAUGAAGGUGCCCAGAAGAUGGAGUCCUGCCACUUAGUCCCCGGGGACAUCCUUCUCCUGGAAGGGCAGAAGUUUUCUCUGCCCUGUGACGCCAUCCUGCUGGAGGGAGGCUGCGUGGUCAACGAGGGGAUGCUGACAGGCGAAAGUGUUCCGGUGACCAAGACCUCCUUGCCCCACGCUGACCAGACCCUGCCCUGGAAGAAGCACAGCACGGAGGAUUACCGGCGCCACGUCCUCUUCUGCGGCACGGAGAUCAUCCAGACCAGGAGGGCCAGCAAAGGCCCGGCCAUAGCGGUUGUGCUGCAGACGGCCUUCACUCUGAGCCUCUGGCUGGCUCAAGGCUAUAUUGAGUAUUCCAUUGCCAUCAUCAUCCUGUCCAUCAUCUCCAUUGCCCUCACCGUCUAUGACCUUCGGCAGCAAUCCGUCAAACUGCACAACCUGGUGGAGGAGCACAACAGGGUCGAGGUCACAGCCUGGUCUAAGUACGAAGGUACACAUGGCGGGACCCUGGAUGGAGACGGAGGGGGGGGUGCUUCUGGGUUUUUCCCUCCACACCAGCCUCUUUGCGUCCGAGCAUCUCUCAACGCAGCCCUGACUGAGCCCUCUGUGGCUGGGAUGAAACCAGCGGCCGACACCGUGGCCAUGGCCCUCCUCCUGCUGACGGUCGCCGUCCCUCCCGCCAUCCCGGCCGCCUUGACCACCGGCAUCGUUUACGCCCAGAGGAGGCUGAAGAAGAAGAAGAUCUUCUGCAUCAGCCCCCAGAGGAUCAACAUCUGCGGGCAGAUCAACCUGGUGUGCUUUGACAAGACUGGCACCCUGACCGAGGACGGGCUCAAUCUCUGGGGCGUCAUCCCUUGCCGGAAGAGGAGUUUCCAGGACGUCCACUCCUUCUCCUCCGGCUCCCCUUUGCCCUGGGGCCCCCUGUGCCGAGCCAUGGCAACCUGCCACUCCCUGUUGCUCUUGGACGGGAGGAUCCAGGGAGACCCGCUGGACCUGGAGAUGUUUCAGGGCACCGACUGGGAGAUGGAGGAGUCCCCUCGAAAGGGAGGCACAGGCUGCUCAUCACAGACACUGUUAACCAUCGUUAAGCCAGGACCUGCUGCUUCCCAGGCCCCGGUGGAAGGGAUCGCGAUCCUGCGCCAGUUCCCCUUCUCCUCCGCUCUGCAGAGGAUGUCCGUCCUGACCCAAGAACUCGGCAAGGAGGCCUACGAGCUCUACAUGAAGGGGGCCCCGGAGAGGGUGGCCAGCUUCUGCAACCCAGCAACGGUUCCUGCAAACUUCCAAGAGGAGCUGGAACGCUGCACCUCGCAAGGCUUCCGAGUCAUCGCUCUGGCGCACAAGGAGCAACCCUUAAAGGGAGGGGUGGACCUGGCGGACUUGGAAAGGGAUGAGGUGGAGUCGGACCUGACCUUCCUGGGCCUGCUGGUCAUGGAGAACCGGCUGAAGAGCGAGACGAAGCCGGUCCUGGAGGAGCUGAGCAACGCCCGCAUCCGGAGCGUGAUGGUCACAGGGGACAAUCUUGAGACCGCUGUCACCGUCGCCAAGCACUCUGGGAUGGUCUCCGGCAGCAGCAAAGUGAUCCUCGUGGAGGCCAGCGAGCCCGAGGAGACGCAGCUGGCCUCCAUCACCUGGCAGCUGGUGGAGGAGACGCAGCCGUGCAAGGGAGAAAUCCAGGAUCCCUGCAUUACCAUGGAGCUUGGUGGCGGCGGCGGCAGCAGCAGCAAAAGCAGCAGCAACUUCGAUUUUGUCCUGAACGGAAGAUCUUAUCAGGUCCUCCAGAAAUACUUCCCUAGUUUGCUACCAAAGAUCCUUAUGAACGCCACGGUAUUUGCAAGGAUGUCUCCAGGCCAGAAGUCCAGCCUUGUGGAAGAAUUUCAGAAACUGGAUUACUACGUGGGGAUGUGCGGAGAUGGUGCCAACGACUGCGGGGCUUUGAAAACGGCGCAUGCUGGGAUCUCCCUUUCUGAGCAUGAGGCCUCGGUGGCUUCGCCCUUCACCUCCCAAACCCCCAACAUCGAGUGCGUGCCGGAGCUGAUACGGGAAGGACGGGCCGCCCUCGUCUCCUCCUUUGCCGUCUUUAAAUACUUGACCCUCUAUGGCUUGGUGCAGUUCAUUGGCACUGCUCUCCUUUACUGGCAAACACAGAUCUUUGGGAAUUACCAGUACCUUAUGCAGGACGUUUGCAUCACCCUGGUCGUCUGCCUGACAAUGAGCCUGACCCAGGCUUACCCCACGCUCGCUCCUUACCGCCCCCCUGGACGCCUCCUCUCUCCUUCCCUGCUGCUCUCCGUCGUCCUCAACGUCGGCUUUGCCCUCGCCGUGCAGGUCUCUGGCUUCCUCUUCGUGAAGCAGCAGCCCUGGUACUCGGAGCUGCGGAGCCACAGGGGAUGCCCCUCCGGGAACCGGCCCCUCUUCCCAGGCAACGGGACUGCCAACGCCACGGCGGAAGACCACAGUGUGUUGAGCUACGAGGACACCACCCUGUGGCCUCUUGUCACCAUCGACUGCCUCAUCGUGGCCUUUGUCUUCUCCAAGGGGAAGCCCUUCCGGAAGCCCAUCUACUCCAACUAUCUUUUCUCCAUCCUGCUGUGCCUCCAGCUCGGGGUUUGCCUCUUUCUCCUCUUUGCGGACAUCGAUUCUGUGUACAGGGGGAUGAUGCUUCUCUGCACCCCAGUCACCUGGAGGGUUUACGUCCUGAUCACGCUGGUGGUCAAGUUUUUGGUCUCCUUCUUUGUGGAGGACGCCCUCCUGCAGAACUACGGCCUCUGGCUCUGGAUCAAGGCUCUCUUCCGGUUCCGUUCGUCCAGCCAGUACCGGAAGCUGUAGCGGCAGUUGGAAGCGGACACCUCGUGGCCUCCCGUGAACCGAAGGGAUUGGGCCACCGAGGGGACAAGCGAGGCCUACAUCAACCCUGCCUUCGAUGACCGGGAAGAGAAGUAG
Molecule: messenger RNA, 4104 nt
Organism: Pogona vitticeps (central bearded dragon)
Lineage: Eukaryota; Metazoa; Chordata; Lepidosauria; Squamata; Agamidae
Source: RefSeq, a predicted model, not a curated record